AAUCUACUUUAGCACUCCAAAGCCUGCGGUGCAUUCACUUUUCAACGUAUAUAUGCAUCUUUUUCAAUGCUUCAUUUGAGUUUGGGGGCUUGGUUUCUCUUAGGACGUUAAUCUUGAAGCUCCAGGUCCAGGACAAGCAUGGAUGGGAUUUUGCAGCUUAGAGCUGCGGUUUGACGGAAAGAUUGAAAUGGGUUCGGAGUAUAGAGGUUAAGGAGAUGAAGACACAAAUAAAUAUGGUGAAAGGGAAAGGAACUGCGAGGGUGAGUAGUCAGCAGGCGGCUUUUGAGCUAAAACAGCGCGUGGUUCUUGCCUUGAAUAAGAUUGCUGAUAGGGAUACUUAUCAAAUUGGGAUUGAAGAGCUCGACAAGGCAAUCGAAUGCUUAACCCCAGAUGGGCUUUCCUCAUUUUUCUCUUGCAUAUUGGACACUGAUUCGGUGCAAAAGAGUGCAGUUCGUAAGGAAUGUAUUCGAUCCAUGGCUUCACUAGCAACAUACUAUGAAGGCCUAGUAUUGCCCUACUUAGGGAAGAUGGUUGCUAGCAUUGUUAAACGGCUCAAGGAUUCAGACACUGUGGUGAGAGAUGCUUGUGUGGAUACAAUGGGUGUAUUGGCUUCCAAGUUUGGUAGUGAUGAGGGUGGAAAUAAUGGACUUUUUGUUGCUCUAGUGAAGCCUCUAUUUGAAGCGUUGGGUGAACAGAAUAAGCAAGUACAGUCUGGUUCGGCAUUAUGUUUGGCAAGGGUCAUUGAUAAUAUCAGUGAUCCCCCAGUGUCAAUAUUGCAGAAGAUGUUAGCAAGGACUGUUAAGUUGCUCAAGAACCCACAUUUCAUGGCAAAACCAGCUGUCAUAGAACUGAACAGAAGUAUCAUUCAGGCUGGUGGUGCUUCCACACAUAGUUUGUUAUCUGCAGCCAUUGCUAGUAUCCAAGAAGCUCUCAAGAAUAGCGACUGGAUAACACGAAAAGCUGCUUCUGCAGCAUUAGGGGAUAUUGCUUCCAAUGGUGGAGCAUUCUUUGGCUCUUUCAAGUCUUCUUGCUUGCAUUGUCUUGAAUCAUGUCGCUUUGACAAGGUUAAACCAGUCAGGGACACAGCACUGCAGGCAUUACAAAUCUGGAGAAACCUUCCUGGAAGUGAUACACCAGAACCAUCAGAAGCUGGGUCUUCAGUUAAAGAAAAUUUCUAUAGAGACGAGUAUUCUGAUAUAGCAAGUGCCUGUACUUCUACACCCAAGGAUGCUCGAAUUAAGAGAAUUGGUACAAACUCAGUCAAGAAAAGGGUCCCUCUCUCUUUCAAAAAAUCAGGGGACAAUCUUAUUGAAAAUGCUCAGCAUUCAAAAGCAGGUGAUUGGAGCAUAGAAAUUGCAGUUCCAAAGACUCGUAACAUUUCUUUGUCAGAUGUUCAAUACGAAGAAUCUGAGGGUAGUUGUGUUACUAAGACAUGUGAAAGAAGUGGUGGUAGGACAAGUACUCAGGAUGUGGAAUAUGAAUAUGUGCAUGCGGAUGACAAACAGGAGUGCUCUUCUGCCUCUGCUCAUUUUCCCGAGAAUUUUGAAUCUAAAGCAUUGACAGUUUGUCCUAGUGUCCUUGAUGAAGUUAAUCUUGUAAAGAAAACAGGUAGAGGUCCACUUUUUACAACUGAAGAAAUGAGCACUGAAGAAAAAAGAUGCAGGUCCCAAAUCCGGGAUCGUCAUAGCUUGGACUCCACAGUUACUGAAUCCAGUUUUCCCACAAUGAAUGGCUGUUGCUCGAAAACGGCAAAUGACAUAGCAUCCAUUCGAAAACAACUUCUGGAGAUUGAAAAUAAGCAAACAGAUCUGAUGGAUUCGUUGAGGGUUUUCACGUCCAACAUUAUGGAUAGUUUGUCAAUGAUACAGUUGAAAGUGUCAAGUCUUGAAGAUGUGUUUGAAGGAAUGACACGAGAGCUUUUCAAUGGGGGAAGAAGUACAGGUAUAGUUGCAGCCACAUUUUUGAAGAGAAACUUAGAUUCUUGUUCUCCUAGAAUCUCUACUUGCACUCCCAGACCAUCUGUGGAUAUAUGCAAUAGACAGUCUGCAUCAUUGCCACCAAAAGCUGUGGAUACUUGGGAGGAAGAAGCAUCUACCAGGAGCAGAUCAAGCAAUUUUGCUAGACAAGGUGCAGACGUAUGGACUAAUCCAUCUCAAAAGUUGAGUAAAAGUACUGUGGGAAAGGGCAUCCACGGACAUGGUGGCCAAAUGAGAAAAACUGAAAAUGUCUUUGCUUCAGUUUCUGCUGUGAACAGUAGACAGCGCGGUGCAGAUGGAAAGGAUAAUCUGUGGAGAGGUGUAAGUGGUUAUCUGUCUGAAGGAAAUUUUGACUCCGCAUAUGCAGAAGCUCUUUGCUCUGGGAGUGAGCUUAUUUUGUUUGAGCUUCUUGAUAGAACAGGUCCUGUACUGGAAUAUUUAUCGGAGAAGACAACCUGUGACCUGUUGAAUACUUUGGCAUCAUAUUUAUCAAAGAAAAAAUUUGCAACUUCCAUUUUCCCUUGGUUGCAGCAGGUUGUGGACUUGACUGCCAUCCAUGGACCCAAUUACGUUGUUAUUUCUUCAAAAGCAAGGCGUGAUUUCCUGUUAGCUGUUCAACAAAUUGCCGGUUUGAAAUUUUCUAACCCAGUUGAGAGGAGAUUUGUGACAGAGCUAGCUAUGACAUUGCAGCAAAUGUGGGGAAAAUGCUCCUAGCAAGCAAAUGCCCUUGGUGUAUUUACAAUGCUCCAUGUCCAUGUGAGGAAGGUGACAAGCCAAAAGCUGAUUUGCUAUGUAACUUGAUUAUAAGUUGAUUUAGCUUCCCUUUCCUGAUAAAACUGCUACUUGUGCUUGCUUACUGGACUGGCUUGGGGGAAGCCUUUGUUUGCUAGAAAGAUCCUUAAUUUCCAGUGUCCCAAGUAUUGAUACAAUUUGAAUGCGUAGGGAUGGUUAGACUGCACUUUCUGGUCUA
Molecule: messenger RNA, 2946 nt
Organism: Coffea arabica (coffee)
Lineage: Eukaryota; Viridiplantae; Streptophyta; Magnoliopsida; Gentianales; Rubiaceae
Product: TORTIFOLIA1-like protein 2
Cellular component (GO): microtubule
Molecular function (GO): microtubule binding
Source: RefSeq, a predicted model, not a curated record